Eufriesea mexicana is the source of this 1094-nucleotide messenger RNA. It is a transcript of the gene Rbm13, whose product is annotated as RNA-binding motif protein 13. The transcript is spliced from 7 exons. Lineage: Eukaryota; Metazoa; Arthropoda; Insecta; Hymenoptera; Apidae. The record is from RefSeq and is a predicted model, not a curated record. Gene Ontology annotation, cellular component: nucleolus; preribosome, large subunit precursor. Bases 120 to 1094 code for a protein of 324 amino acids. Gene Ontology annotation, biological process: maturation of 5.8S rRNA; maturation of LSU-rRNA.
CGUUCUAGAAUCUGUGAACGCACGUGUACAUACUUUAUAAGUUUAGUUAGUUAAUUUGUAAAUACUUCAAUGACUAUUAUAACAUUUUUUCGUAAAACGUAACAUAAUAAAAAUAUAAAAUGCAACACGACGACGUGGUUUGGAGUGUUAUCAAUAAGUCUUUUUGUUCUUUCAAAGUAAAUACCAAAUCACAGAGAUUUUGCCGCAAUGAAUAUAAUCUUACAGGUUUAUGUAGUAGAUCAUCUUGUCCACUUGCAAAUAGUCAAUAUGCAACAAUCAGAGAAGAAAAUGGUAUUAUUUACUUAUUCAUGAGAACAGCAGAAAGAAUACAUUUUCCAAAAAAUGCGUGGGAAAAGGUGAAGCUAUCAAGAAAUUUUGAGAAAGCACUACAUCAAAUUAAUGAAAAUUUAUUGUACUGGCCUGGUUUUAUAAAAGCAAAAUGCAAACAAAGAUUUGUAAAGAUUACACAGUAUCUCAUUCGUAUGAGAAAAUUAAGGUUAAGAAGACAGAAAGAAAUUGUACCAAUCCAAAGAAAAAUUGAAAGAAGGGAGAGGCGUAGAGAAGAAAAAGCUCUUGUAGCUGCUAAAUUAGAAAAUGUAAUAGAAAAGCAACUUAUGGAAAGAUUAAAACAGGGCAUGUACAAUGAUAUUUAUAAUUUCCCACAAAAAGUAUUUGAUAAAGCUGUAGAAGCUGUUGAAGUUGAAGGUGAAAGCGAAGCUGAGGAUGAAGAAGAAGAAAAGGAACAAGAAAUUGAAAAAGAAGUGGAGUUAGAACUAGAAGCAGAUGAGAGAGAAAAGGAAACAAACGAGCAACAUUUCGUAGAAGCAGAAACUGAUGAGGAAAAUGAGGAAGAUGACUCUGACGUUGAAGAACUGUCUAUGGAUGAAGAUAGUGAUUCAGGACAAAAAGAAGAAAUUGAAUUAUUCGACGAUUUCGCAUCUGAAACGAGCGAUAUUGAAGAUAUAUCACCUGUUGGAAGUAAAAAGAGUAGGAAACCAAUUGACAAGAAAAGAACAUUACAAAAGAAGAUUCGUCCGAAAGUUGAAAUUGAAUAUGAAAUGGAGGAAGAACAACAUGAGAAAGAACGAGCAUAA